CCACCCUCCUCCAGCCCCACCGCCCCACCAUGGCCGCCUCCACCCUGUCCGUCUGUUCCAGCGACCUCAGCUAUGGCAGCCGGGUCUGCCAGCCAGGUUCCUGGGACUCCUGCCCUGACUCCUGGCAGGUGGACGACGGCCCAGAGAGCUGCUGCGAGCCCCCCUGCUGCGCCCCCAGCUGCUGCGUCCCGGCCCCCUGCCUGACGCUCGUCUGCACCCCUGCCAGCUGUGUGUGCAGCCCCUGCCAGGCAGCCUGCACCAGCUCCUGCACGCCCUCGUGCUGCCAGCAGUCUAGCUGCCAGCCCUCCUGCUGUGCCUCCUCCCCCUGCCAGCAGGCCUGCUGCGUGCCCGUCUGUUGCACCCCUGUCUGCUGCACCCCUGUGUGCUGUGUGCCCGUCUGCUCUGGGGCCUCCCCCUGUUCAGACCCCUCGUGCUGCCAGCAGUCUAGCUGCCAGCCCUCCUGCUGCACCUCCUCCCCCUGCCAACAGGACUGCUGCGAGCCCAUCUCCUGCACACCCGUCUGCUGCAAGCCCGUGUGCUGUGUGCCUGUCUGCUCUGGGGCCUCCCCCUGCCCAGGUCCCUCAUGCUGUCAGCCCAGCCCCUGCUCCCCGUCCUGCUGCAGACCCUCCUCCUGCGUGUCCCUCAUCUGCCGCCCCGUGUGCAGGCCCACCUGCUGCGUGCCCGUCCCCUCCUGCUGCAGCCCCACCUCCUGCCAGCCCAGCUGCUGCCGCCCAGCCUCCAGCGUGUCCCUGCUCUGCCGGCCUGUGUGCAAACCCUCUUCCUGAGUGUCCCUGCUCUGCCGCCCCACGUGCUCCCACGUGGCCCGCUGCGGCCCCGCCUCGGCCCAGAAUUCCUGCUGCUGAGCAGCUCCGGCUCCUGCCUCUCAAGCUGCUGUCUCUGCUCCUGAGCACAGGUCCCUCCCAAGAGCCCGACCCUCAGAUGCCAAGAUCUCUCUCUCUCUGUUGGGGAUUUGCACACCCCACCGCCGUCCCAUUCUGAGAAGAGAUGACCCGCAGAUCCCUCAAGGCAGGGACCUGGGGGACCCGGGAGCCUCCUGUGCGGAUUGGUUGCCGGCAUUCGGUGUGACAAACGUCCAUGGCUAUAAUCAAUACAACGUCUGUGUCAGGAAA
This is a messenger RNA of Equus quagga, 1130 nucleotides long. Its product is annotated as keratin-associated protein 10-12-like. The transcript has a single exon. The coding region runs from base 30 to 785 and encodes 251 amino acids. NCBI's taxonomy places the organism in Eukaryota, Metazoa, Chordata, Mammalia, Perissodactyla, Equidae. Gene Ontology annotation, cellular component: keratin filament. The record is from RefSeq and is a predicted model, not a curated record.